AUGGGAAAUUGGAGAUCACGAAACAAGACCGAUCCUCGGAGUGUUGAUCGGGGAGCCGGCUUUGAUCCCGAUGAGAAAUGGUCGAAUUUGUAUCGAGAACGCGAGAAGAAUCACCUCUACAAAUGGGUGGGCACAAGGAAAGGUGGUGAUCUGAUUGCCGUUUUUGAGCGCGAUGGUGAGGAAGGGAUUCUCAGAUUCGCUGAAGAAAAAAUGGUGUCAAUGCUGUUUAACGAGGGAGAAAUGGCGCAACUCAUCAAAUUUCAAGAUUAUAUCAAAUGGAAGAAAGGAGUGAAUCUCUCUUUGGGUCUUUCUGAGGAUGGGAUUGAAGAGAUGGAGCCGAAAUUUCGAGAGCAUCAUGCAUUGUGGAGACUGAAUAAAAGAGGGGUUGAUGGUGAAAACGUGAUUCAUCUUUUGCUGAAUCGAGAGCAACCGGUUUGCUAUGAGAUUGCGAGGAUUCUCUUGAAGAGAUUUCCUGGAAUGGUCAACGAUGUCUACAUGGGUGAUGAGUUGUUUGGCCAAACCGCUCUCCAUUUGUCGAUUGUACACGAUGAUCACGAGACUGUUCAACUACUUUUAUCAAAUAAAGCUGAUGUAAACGCUCGAGCUUGCGGGAAUUUCUUUCUUCCAGAAGAUUACAAGACAAGCGGGAAAAUCGUUGACUAUCAAGGUUACGCCUAUUAUGGAGAGUAUCCAUUGGCUUUUGCUGCUUGCUUUGGGAACAAAGAUAUCUAUGAUCUUUUGAUACAGCAUGGUGCCAACCCGAAUCUCCAAGAUUCUUUCGGGAACACAAUCCUGCACAUGUGUGUCAUCAACUACAGCAGUUCAAUGUACUCGUACGCUGUGCGACAUUGGGCGAAACCAGCCGAUCCGCAUAUUGUUAAUUACGCUGGUUAUACCCCACUCACUCUUGCCACAAAACUUGGCCGAAAGCAGAUCUUCGACGAAAUGUUAGAGUUGAUGAAAGUGGAAUUCUGGCGUUUUUCUGAUAUGACUUGUUCGGCUUAUCCUCUCACCGCUCUUGACACAAUUCGACCAGAUGGAUCAACAAACUACGAUUCUGCACUGAUGACAGUUAUUAACGGAACAACCACUGAACAUUUAGACAUGAUUGGAAGUGAAGUGAUUCAACGAUUGUUAAUGGACAAAUGGAAAGCAUUUGCAUCGAGGAAACUAUUUGAACGUCUUGGUUUACUUUGUAUUCAUCUCUUUUGUUUAUGUUUGGUUGUUUAUUUGCGACCGGCGCAAAUCGAUCGGCUUUACAUGAUAGCACCGGAGUGGGAUGAUUAUGUACGGACCGUUUUCGAGAUCCUAACCGUCAUUUCAUGUAUUGUUUUCGUUUUCUUUCAACAGCUUAGCGAGCUUCGGCAACAGGGUUUCUACAGUUAUUUGAGAAAUUUGAUCACAGCGCCAGCGAAAGUGAUCUUCUUGAUGGCAAAUGUUUGUCUCUUAUUAUGCGUUCCAUGUCGAGUGAUGAGAAAGCACGAAUUCGAGGAAGCUCUCUUCGUUUUUGCUCUUCCCGGCAGUUGGAUAUUUCUCUUAUUCUUUGCGAGAAGUUUAAAAUUAACGGGUCCAUUUGUGCAAAUGAUCUACAGUAUGAUUGCUGGAGAUAUGAUUCGUUUCGCUAUCAUCAGUGCUAUCUUUCUUAUAUCUUUUUCGCAAGUCUUUUACUUUGUCGGCAAAGAUAUGGAUGCAAAGCAAUCACUUCAAGAAGACGAUGAUAACUUUUGUGAAGUCACAGGAUACACUAUUUACACAUACAACAAUUUUCUGGAAACCUUUAUUACAUUGUUUCGAGCGAGUAUGGGAGGAUAUGAUUACGAGGAAUUCGCUUGCGCUAACUAUGAGGGUUUAACGAAAACCCUUUUUGUUUUAUACAUGUUUGUGAUGCCAAUAAUGAUGAUUAAUAUUCUUAUUGCUAUGAUGGGAAACACAUAUACGACUGUCAUUGCACAAGCUGAGAAAGCCUGGAGACAACAGUACGCUCAAAUCGUGAUGGUUUUGGAGAGAUCGGUAAACCGGGAGAAGCUAGCCGCUUGUCAAUUGGAGUACUCGAUUAAAUUGAAUGAAAGCAGUGAUACAGGAAUGGAAAUCCGAGGACUCAUGGUCAUCAAACAGACGAAAAAAACGAGAGCAAAACAAAGGAAACAAGCGAUUAACAAUUGGAAGAAUAUUGGGAGAAAGGUAAUUCAUACAAUUGAGAAAGUCGGUGUCGAUCAUGCAAUCCUUCUUCUUCAUGGACAUGAUCGACUUGUCGAUGAGGAAAGAGUACCAAGUCGAAAUCGAACACCGACACGACUAACAACCGGUAGUCGAACACGGCCAAAAACAGUGACUCGUGAGUUGUCAACAGCUGGAAAUGGUUCGAUGACGGAAAGAAAAGUGCAUAGUCCUUUCGAAUUUGCUGAGGUGGUCACUGAAAAAGCGCGUUUCGAAGAGGUUCGUGUUGGAACGGCUGCCCGUCCACUCUCCUCACUCUCCACCAUUUCCACAACACUUCAGCCAGUAAUCAACGAAUGGCAACCCACAAAUGCCCCUUUGGCUGAAGUCGAGGAAACGAGCACGCCACAUGUAUCCAUCACAAUGCAACAGGAAAUCCUUGGACAACAAAGGGUUCGUGUUCGUGGCGCUGAGAUGAUCCCCUCAAACGAUGUCCCCAACAUGCCCACCUCCACCCAGGCACAUCGAGCCGUUUCCCCGAAAGUACGGACGGAUAUGUUCCGUCGAAAGGACUCGCCCGGAUCUGGUGGAUCAAAA
Messenger RNA from Mesorhabditis belari, 2754 nucleotides. The record is from the annotation of a GenBank genome assembly. Lineage: Eukaryota; Metazoa; Nematoda; Chromadorea; Rhabditida; Rhabditidae.